Meira miltonrushii is the source of this 975-nucleotide messenger RNA. RefSeq lists its product as uncharacterized. The record is from RefSeq and is a predicted model, not a curated record. NCBI's taxonomy places the organism in Eukaryota, Fungi, Basidiomycota, Exobasidiomycetes, Exobasidiales, Brachybasidiaceae. The transcript has a single exon. Gene Ontology annotation, biological process: iron-sulfur cluster assembly. The coding region runs from base 103 to 825 and encodes 240 amino acids.
UAAAGGCUUAUACGCGUAGUAAGAUCCACUUCCUAGUCAUGAAGAUGCAUUCAUUCAUACAUCCCUGACGAUCAUCUCCAUCUAUUCAUUCUCAACACAAAAAUGGCCGAUAAAGAUAAUGCAAAUCCAGUUAUUCAUGCACAAGCACAAAAAUCACAAAGGAUAGACGAUUCAGCAAGAACGGAAUGGUGGCGAGAUGUUGCAUUGACGGGUAAUUCGAUCAAUACAAAUUCUACAAAAUCAUCUUUUGCCACUUUGCCGGAUUAUGAUUCUGGAUAUGCAGAAUCAGAUGAUUACGAUUUGGCGGCAAUUGAUGAAAAGAACGCUGCCGAUCCAUCAAAUAAAAUUGGAGAGAAGGAUGUGAUCGAUUCUGAAGAAGUUUUCGAUCUCGUACGUUCAAUAUCCGAUCCUGAACAUCCUCUAUCAUUGGAACAAUUGGCAGUGGUAAAUGUUGAGCAUGUCACCGUUGAUGAAGGUGACUCCGUUACACACAAACCACCAACAGUAUCUAUUGCUUUGACACCAACUAUCCCACAUUGUUCAAUGGCAACACUGAUUGGUCUAACUGUUCGCGUUCGUCUCUUGCGUGCUCUGCCUUCACGAUACAAGAUUGAUGUACGGGUUCGACCAGGUACACAUCAAUCAGAGAACGCAGUCAACAAACAACUUAACGACAAGGAAAGAGUGGCAGCCGCUCUGGAAAAUCAGCAUCUUCUGGGCGUUGUAUCAGAUUGCUUAGCAACUGCUGGAAGAAGAGGAGCUUCCGAAGAAGAAGCUCUCAAACGAGCAGAUGAAUUGGCUAUUGAAUUAGGCUUGACUGCCUGAACACCUUUGUUAUAUUUCACCAUGUAUUAUACACUGUUUAGAUGAUUGCAAUUUGUACAACUUUUCAAAAGCGCAAAAGCAAAGAAAGUUGAAAAGGUAAAGAAGCAUCGGUAACUGUAAUUUCAUCACCUUCCUCUAAUCCUAAAGCAG